ACGUUAUAUAAAUCAACGAGUUUGACAACUCACAACCAUUUCAAUAUUACAUGACCUGUCUGCUUCUUCGUGUACUGUUAGAUAAGCGGACAACCUAAUAAACAUCCAACUCUUUCUGGGUAUUUUCACUUUUUAACCGAACUACUUGAAUUUACACUUGAACAAAACACACACAAACACAGAGAUGGAGGGAAAGAAGAAGGUGGUGUUGAGGGUAUUGGUGGUAUGGCUGUUUUUGGGUCUCUGUAUGCGAUCCUCAGCUUCCGACAAUCAGAAGCAAAGAUGGUGGAAAUCAAUAUUCUCAGGAUCCACAUCAUCGACGGUCAAUCCUGUUGCCUCCUCCUCUGUUGUAUACCCAAUUUAUGGCAAUGUCUAUCCGAUUGGAUUUUAUUAUGUUCAAGUCAACAUUGGACAGCCACCAAAGCCCUACUUUCUUGAUAUGGACACAGGCAGUGACCUAACAUGGCUUCAAUGCGACGCUCCCUGUGUUCGUUGCACUAAGGGGCCUCACCCGCUUUAUCGACCCAACAAUAACCUAGUGGCCUGUAGAGACCCCUUAUGUGCCGCUUUACACUCCGGUGACUACACUUGCGAUGACCAAGAGCAAUGUGACUACAGGGUUGAGUAUGCCGAUGGUGGUUCAUCCCUUGGUGUCCUUGUCAAGGAUGUCUUACUUGUCAAUCUCACUAAUGGAGCACGUCUUAGUCCUCGUUUGGCUUUCGGUUGUGGAUAUGAUCAAGAAUAUGUUGCAUCUUGUCAUCCCUUAGAUGGGGUACUCGGCCUUGGCAAGGGAAAGUCCACCAUUGUAUCGCAGCUUCAUAGUCAGGGCCUGACACGAAAUGUGGUUGGCCACUGUUUAAGUGGGCGAGGAGGGGGAUUUCUCUUCUUUGGAGACAGCAUUUAUGAUUCCUCACGCAUAGUUUGGACAUCAAUGUCACGUGAUCACCCGCACUACUCGCCCGGGGUUGGGGAACUGAUCUUUGGUGGAGAAGCUACUGGAGCUAAGAAUCUUAACGUGGUUUUUGAUAGCGGAAGUUCUUAUACUUACCUCAAUUCUCAGGCUUAUCAAGCUCUAAUUUCUUUGGUGAGCAAAGAGUUAGAAGGAAAACCCUUAAUGGUAGCACGGGAUGACAAGACGCUACAACUCUGCUGGAAAGGCAAAAAGCCUUUCAAAAAUCUACACGAAGUGAGGAAAUACUUCAAGCCUUUAGCAGUGAGCUUUGCCAAUGGUUGGAAAUCUAAAUCUGUUUUCGAAAUUCCUCCUGAAGCUUAUCUCAUAAUCUCACGAAAGGGAAAUGUUUGCUUGGGAAUUCUAAAUGGUACUGAAUUAGGGAUGAUUUUCAACACAAUAGGAGAUAUAUCAAUGCAAGACAAAUUGGUGAUUUAUGACAAUGAGAAGCAGGUGAUAGGAUGGGCCACAGCCAACUGCAAUCGGAUUCCGAAGUCCGACACCGACACCGACAUUAUGUGAUUUUGAUUAAAUUAUUAUUUCAUUCUUAUGUAUCAAUCAUGUAUGUCAUUGCAGAAAAUGCAUUUCGUUGUAUAUAUAAUGUAUGUACUAUAUUUUAUUUUAUUUUUUAGAUUAAUAAAUCGUUUACAUUCUGUAUAGGGGUAUACCCUGAAUGACUGUCAAAGAAACAAUGUAGAAUGCAGAUGUUAUACAAGAAUCAAUAAAUGUUGCCCUUCAUCUUUUGCUCUA
Cornus florida is the source of this 1699-nucleotide messenger RNA. RefSeq names its product aspartic proteinase Asp1. The record is from RefSeq and is a predicted model, not a curated record. Bases 185 to 1471 code for a protein of 428 amino acids. Gene Ontology annotation, biological process: proteolysis. The transcript has 8 exons. Gene Ontology annotation, molecular function: aspartic-type endopeptidase activity. Lineage: Eukaryota; Viridiplantae; Streptophyta; Magnoliopsida; Cornales; Cornaceae.